Messenger RNA from Ooceraea biroi (clonal raider ant), 2777 nucleotides. RefSeq lists its product as uncharacterized. The record is from RefSeq and is a predicted model, not a curated record. Lineage: Eukaryota; Metazoa; Arthropoda; Insecta; Hymenoptera; Formicidae. Gene Ontology annotation, molecular function: protein binding.
UGUAAUAUCCAUCUGUUUUGAUCAUUCACUGGAUCAUCUACUGUGAAGUAAUUUCUUGAAUAAAGGACUUAUUCGUUUUAGUCUGAUGAUGCAAUAAACUUUUAUGUUCGAACAACGAGUGCCUGUCUCAAUAACGAUAUCGUUCCCUUAAUUAUCGUGAUUUCCAAGGAUACAAAUUAUCUUCAUAAGACUGAGUUCCACAAGAGUCCAACUAUGAUAUGAAAAUUUACGUUCAAGUAGCAAAUCCCACCUUUCAUUAUUUCACCAUCGUUAAUAUCGCAAAACUCAAUUUCCAUAUAUACAACCCGUAAACUGGAACUCUCAUGGAUCUUUAUCUGAAACAUUUCACAACAAUUAAUCCCGAAGUUGACGCCGGGACGUGAAAAUGUUUCAACAUGUGAAACCAUUGCAGAACUAGAAACGUUUUCGACUUCUAAUUAUUGCCCGCCAUCCUGCGUUCCCAAUAUCGGCCUGUUUAAUCAGGUAAUCAUGAAAGUUACACGACAAAGGCUUUUAGAGCAUUUUGGAAAAUGCGUUAACCCGGUCUAGCGGUGCACGUCAACGUUGCAGCACUGUCCGCCAACCGGUAAGGUUCGCGCAUUAUCUCGCAGCGAGACGAACGUAUCAUUCGACUUUAUCAAGAAUUCUUCCAUCACUCGGUGGCUGUGUACAACUAUACCAGCGUAAAUAGCCGGCAGAGUUAGCCUCAGUUGUUUCUCGUGUCUGAGAACGCGAUACAACCAAUCCGUCUGUCAUCCGGACGUAGUGAAAGUGCUACUUAAAAUUCGAAAUGGAAGACAAGGUGCUUUACGCUCUGGUGGGCUUGUGGGACAAAAACGGUUGCAAAAUCAUCGCCGAUUAUCCUGCGGAUGAGGAUUUCACUUACCGAUCCAUCGUCCUGAGCACUGUCGACGGCAUAAGGAGUGUCGUGGAUGACAGGAUCAGCGUCGACAGGGACAAGUACGCGGUACACAUCCUGUUCAGCGAAUAUUGCUAUGCCUGUUUGACGUUGAAAGCAGAAACCACCUCGUCGAUGAUUGAGCUUGGAACUCGCUCCCAAGUAUUUUUACAAAAGCUGCGAAGUGUCUACAAGGAGUUGCCAAUGUUGAGGGAUUUGUCGAAGAAUCUGAUCAAUCGAGAGAACUUGGUUGAUUUCUCCAAACCGAUACAGAUAAUCACAGAUCACAAUCACCAGAAUAAUUCCAACCAAGUAAUCGCAAAACUGGAAGACGAAUUGGUCGAAGUUCGUCACGCGCUCAUGACUGCGGUCGAGAAGAUAGUUGAUAGGGGCCAGAAAUUAGAUGAUCUCGUCCGAAAGGCGGAAUUCCUUGAGAUUUCGGUGAGAAUGGCGUCAUUGCUGCGGUUCGCGAUCAACUCCGCCGAAUUGCAAAAGGCGAUUAAAGUUAGACACGAUUCGGCCGAAUCAUCGAGACGUCUGCACUUUAUAGCUGCUCGUAAGAUCCAGGCUUGGUUCCGUGGCAUCGCCACUCGCAAUCAUCUUCGUAAGCUCCACGAAAACGCGACGGUUUUGCAGCGUCAUUGGCGCGGUUAUCGCGCCAGGAUGUUCGUCAAUCGCUAUCUGGUCGAACGUGUUCAUCAGAUGUGGCAGGAUUAUUACAACAGCAUGGCCACGAGGAUCCAAGCCGUUUGGCGAGGCUACUGGACGAGAAAGACGCAAAUAAAUGUCUUGCAGUUGCGACAAUGGCGGAAAGACGUUUACGCGAAGAAUAACGAAACUUUGGAGAACAUGAAGAAGUACGUUCGCGUAUAUCCGUUGCUGGCACUCUUAAUGAUACAUUACAUCUUGAUAGAUUUCGGCAGAGGGAACUCGAUCACGCAGAAAACGCGACUGAGCAAGAAGCGAUGCACUGGAUCUUAUUCAUUUUGUUUAAAGUAAAGAUUCACACUUUUGUAUUAUUGAUACAUUGUGUUACGUCAUCAACGUAUUGCAAAAUUCACUCGUUGUGCUCUUUUCCUGAAGCUACAUCAUCUAUUGGGAACCAAAUGCCGGUCAGGUGUUAUCACGAAGAUUGAUAAAACUCGCUUUACUUAUAUCGAAGAAAUGUUAAAGUGUCUCGAAUACGAUCGAUAUGUUUCGAAAGCUAAAUCUGUUUGCGGAGGCUGUCGAAUCGAUCGCAAACGAUCUUUAAUACUUCGUGGCACUUAUUUUGAGAAAUGCGAAAAAGAGAUUCGAGAAUUCGAGAAGAGUUUGCGUGCCGGGAGUGUAUCCAUGUUCAGAAGUAUAAUUAAUUAGCGUAUUAAACGAUGAUUGCGUGUUAAUGAUUAUGACAAACCUAAUGUCAAAUUUUCUCUAUUUUUAUCUAGAUCAGCCUUUCGAUGCAAAUAAUAAAAGUAUUACUAAAAAUGAGCGCUUAGGCCGACAAAAGUACAAACAAGCUGGAAGAUGCUUGCAUCAAAAUCUUAUACAUAUGCAACCGAAUAAAUUAUAUGAAGCUAUCAACAAAAUGAACUGCCAAUUAGACCAGCUUCGUUUAAACUGUCCGGUGCACAAUCUCAUUUUUUGAAAUUCUGUACUGAGAGAUGUAGAGAAGAUACUCAAGUAUUCAGACUUUAACGUCACGCUUCUGAUCUCGACAACAACUUAUAACUUGACUUGUUAUAACUUUACAAUUAUAACAAUAUAAAUACAUUCUUCUCAGAAAUGUUUCAAUUUAUUGGAUUGCACAUCUAUACAAGAAAAUCACCAAUAAUAACGAAACUCGUAUUGUUCGAAAUAAUCAGUUAUUAUUUCUAUCAUCGUUUGCAAAAUUACAAAA